GUGACUUGGACGCCGAGGUGCUCGAUGCCCAGCCGGUCGCUCUCGGCUCCUCAGGCUGGGCGGAAACAACAUGAGGUCCUGGGUCCUGCUGCUGCUCCUCACUGCGCUGACAGCGGCCCGGCUGCGGCCCGGCAGCGCUGAGGGAGAUCCGCUGCCCUCGUCGCUGGUCGACCUGGUGAGGAACUCCCCCAUCUCCUCUGUGGACGACCUGAAGCUGCUGCUGCAGCAGGAGACCAACGCUAUAGAAGAGGAAGAAGACGAGCAUGAUAUUCUCACAAACCACACCCACGGCCGGUUCACUAGAAGUCUUGUGGAGGCACAGCAGGCCCAGCAGGCGGCAUGUAAAGUUCGGACGGAGGUGAUGGAGGUGACGAGGUCCAUGCUGGACCGCCGCAACGCUAACUUCCUGCUGUGGCCGCCCUGCGUGGAGGUGCAGCGGUGCUCCGGCUGCUGCAACACCAGGAUGCUGCAGUGCGUCGCCACCGUCUCCUCCACCCGAUACCUGCAGGUGACAAAGAUCCAGUACAUAAACAGGAAGGCCCACUACGAGAAGGCCAUCAUCUCGGUGGAGGACCACGUCAGCUGUAGGUGCCAACCUUCCUCCUCCUCCUCCCAGUCGGUCCCCAUCCAGACCAACCCCAACCCCCUUCCACCUCCACCUCCCCCGCCCGCCCACCUUCCCCCCCCUCCCCGGACCGUCCACCCGCCUCCACCAAAGACUCACGCCUCCAACAAGGCCGACCUCCAUCGCCACGACGACCUGAAGCACAACCAGCAGCGCUUCCGCCCCGAGGAGCGGGACCCGGUGGCGAGGCAGUGGCAGCAGGGCAGCUACACCCAGCUGGUGCACUGGACGCAGCCCCGGGUGCAGCAGCCCAUCGUCGGGGUGCUGGGGUCCGUCGGCAGCUGGCCUUCCGAGGCGAGGGCGGAGCACAGCAUCAUGGGAGGUGCGCCGCAGGUCGGGCACGGGAGCGGGUAUGACGGGAGCCGGGAGGAGAGCGGCGUGCACGUGGCAAACGGCGGCGGCGAGGCGCAUCAUCCGGAUCACAUGCAGAGACAACAACAGCUGCUACACCAUCAGCAAAGACACCACCAUCAUCAGCCGCAUCACCCUAAGCAUCGGCUGGACACUCUGCAAUCCGACGCCGCCUCGCCGUCCGGCAGCCCGACUCACCCGCCCAAACUGGAGGAAAGCCCCGCCCCUCCUACGCCCACCAUUCAGAGAGACUCAGUGACCAGCAGACAAACCACAGAGGUCACGAAACAGACUGAGACUGUAGCAGCCAGUCAGGCAUCGGGAGGCAGCGAGAGGGAGGAGAGCGGCUCGGCCAAUAGCGGAGACUCGGCCGCGGUGGAGCCGACCAAUCAGGAGACGCAAAAAGACUUGAAACUGAGCAGCGGGUUCGGUAAUUUAACGGAGGAGGAGAGGAGACGGAAGGCUCUGGAGAUGAUACAGACGGAGCCGGACCUCCAGACCCAUCUUCAUCCACAUCAUCCUCAGCAGAGACCAAAGCCGACCACCUUUAAAACAGCCCUCUCUACUGCGGCUCCCGUCUCGCCCUCGGCCCGCCGGGCGCCGUUCCGUCCAGCAUCGCCUCGCCGCCGGAGGAAACACCGCAAACGCAUCAGCAAAGCAGCCCUCAGGGCCAUGAUCAUGUAGAGCUGCAGGAAAUGGUGAAGCUAACCAAAAGCGAGACAAAUUGCACCAAAGGAAUAUGGAGAGACAAGAAACGCGGGCUUGUUGAAUGUGGGACGAACGCUGAGGGACCGACAAGAGGUGGCGGACUCAGAGUCACCGUCCGGCUCCAGAGCUGCCGCAGAGCGUCCAGCUUCAUGGAUUACCAUAAAAAGUGCAAUCUCACGAGACUCGUUGGAGGACGUUGUGUCAAACUAAACACUGGAUUUCAUUAAUAUGAACCCAAAAACAGACGGACGCCUGUCAGACUGGUGGUCUCUUGUUGCGGUCAGCAGCCAUUGAUUGGCUGCUUUAACGCUUUUGGUCCACGAGUGGAGAACUGGACUACGACUUGGACUAAGAAGUGAUUAUUGGAGGGUUUAAAAAGUGGAGAACUGGAUUUCUACACUGGGAUGAUAACUGGAAACUGGAGAGUGAAGCUCCGGCCUCAACGCCAAACAUUACUGUAAUUCUCUGAAUCUAACUUUAUUAACACUGGAGUAGCCAUACACUGAUCAUACGUGUACUGUAGCUUCAUGUACUGGAACAUAUCGAUAACCUGCUCGUUUUGUACUACUGCCAGAUCCAAAACAAACCAAAUGCCUGCCUAGAUGUAACGCUAUGAAUAUCCACGUUAAAGCAAGUCUUAAAGACCUGGCGUUUAGAUCGCUGUGAGCCAGUUAUAGCCAACACUGUAUGUUUAAAUGCUUUUAGGAGAUGAUUUCUGGGGGAGGGAUGGGGGGGAGAAAAACUUUAUUUCUUAACUUAUUUAAAAAAAGAGGAGGAUUUGAAGUCCUCCAGUUCUCAAGUGUAAUUAUUGUUGCAGAUUAUAAUUAUUGGUUGUACAACUGUUACUGUCAUGAAUGUU
Anoplopoma fimbria (sablefish) is the source of this 2543-nucleotide messenger RNA. It is a transcript of the gene pdgfba, whose product is annotated as serine/threonine-protein kinase LATS1. Gene Ontology annotation, molecular function: growth factor activity; platelet-derived growth factor receptor binding. The record is from RefSeq and is a predicted model, not a curated record. The coding region runs from base 71 to 1660 and encodes 529 amino acids. The transcript has 7 exons. NCBI's taxonomy places the organism in Eukaryota, Metazoa, Chordata, Actinopteri, Perciformes, Anoplopomatidae. Gene Ontology annotation, biological process: positive regulation of cell population proliferation; positive regulation of cell migration; platelet-derived growth factor receptor signaling pathway. Gene Ontology annotation, cellular component: membrane.